Durio zibethinus is the source of this 2448-nucleotide messenger RNA. RefSeq names its product growth-regulating factor 1-like. Gene Ontology annotation, biological process: DNA-templated transcription; regulation of DNA-templated transcription; developmental process. Gene Ontology annotation, molecular function: ATP binding. The record is from RefSeq and is a predicted model, not a curated record. Gene Ontology annotation, cellular component: nucleus. NCBI's taxonomy places the organism in Eukaryota, Viridiplantae, Streptophyta, Magnoliopsida, Malvales, Malvaceae.
UAUUAAGCUAAGUUGAUGUGUUAGAGGGGAUCCAUGAUCUAUCUAGGCUUAAAUAUUGAUGGUGGAAAAAGUUAUUGUUGCUCAAACAAUGGGAGGUCCUAUUCUAUUCCUAUUCCUGAGGUUUUCUUCUGAGUUUUAAAAAAUGGAAGUAUUCUUUGUGUUUAUGUCUGAGAUAUGUAUAGAGAGGGAGUGGUGUUUAGGAUUUGCUUGUCCAGUCAGUUUUCUCCUUGCUUCUGUUUCUCUCUGUGUCUCUCUAAUUAUUUAAUCUUUAAAAGAAAACUGGUCUGGUUUAAGAGUCUGAGCCAAAGCUUAAACUACUAUUCCUACUAAACAAACACUGAAAAUGAACCUCUUUACACCCUCUCAAGCUCCUGUAUUUAAUACUAGUAAUAACCCAAUGCUUCAUCUCUUGAGUCUAGCGUUUUUGUAGGUCGGGGGUGUGUCUGUCUAUAUGGAUUUUGGGGUGCUGGGUUUCGAUGGGUUUGUGGGUUCAGAGACUACUGCUAUUACUACUACUACUACUACUGGUUUUACUCUUGCUUCAGAUCCUGAGACAAAGCAGAAAUGGUACGGUUCUGGUUUCCUCAAGCAAGAGAGAUCUGGCAAUAAUGAAGAUGACUGGAUGAGUUCAAAACUGGCCAAAAUUGAUGAUUUUUCGGCCUCCAAGGCAACGCUGCUCCAACAGAGAAAUACUUUGUUGAGAUCUAAUACCUCUAUCUUCUCUGACGGACAACAACAGCAACAAAUGCUGAGCUUUUCUGCUCCCAAAUCAGAAGCUCUUUCAGUGGAUAGGAGCUCCCAAAAUCUCACAUUCCCCUCCUUUCACCUCACAUUACCAGCUUAUACUAGAAAUACAGGCUACAACACUGGAAGAUUUAAUGGUGCAAACAUGCAUGGGAUGUUAGCAGGAGCUGGAGGACCAUUCACUCCAUCUCAAUGGAUGGAGCUAGAACGCCAGGCUUUGAUCUACAAAUGCAUAACUGCAAAUGUGCCUAUACCAUCUAAUCUUCUCAUUCCUAUAAGAAAAGCCUUUGAUUCUGCUAAUUUCUCUAGCUUUCCUGGUGGACUUCUCAAACCUAAUACAUUGGGAUGGGGACCCUUUCAUCUUGGGUUCUCAAACAACACUGAUCCAGAGCCUGGAAGGUGUCGUAGAACGGAUGGAAAGAAAUGGCGGUGCUCAAGAGAUGCGGUUGCCGACCAGAAGUAUUGUGAGCGGCACAUGAACAGGGGCCGCCAUCGUUCAAGAAAGCCUGUGGAAGGCCAAUCUGGCCGUUCCGCUGCAGCCACCACCGCCACUACUACCAAGCUGAUGCCUACGUUCUCAUCCUCUUCAGCAUCAGUGGUAGGGCCAAUCAGUGGCAGCGGCGAGUCCAACAGCCUUGCAAUUGCACAGCAGCAGUUCAAGAAUUUGCAGCCUGGUGGUGCAUCUAAUCUCUCUACGGCAGCUCCACUAAACAGGUUGCUUAUGAACAAGGACACUGUGGGUGAAAAAAUACAUGCUACUGCACCAGGGCUUUCCAUGAUAUCCCCCACUGAUGACCUGAAAUCUAAAGAAAAUCCUUUCUUGAUACUGAAGCAGCAGAUCACCUAUGAACAAAACUCAAGAAAUGAGUUUGGUGUUGUUUCCUCUGAUUCACUCCUUAACCCUUCACACAAAAGCUCUUCCUUGAUUAAUUGCAGAAAUUUUGGUUCUUCUCAAGAUCUUACUGGUCAAGAAACUGAAUCCCAGCAUUCCCUUCGCCAGUUCAUGGAUGACUGGCCUAAAUGCCAGUCUGAUCGGUCAACCAUUUCCUGGCCUGAGGUUGAUGCUCAAUCAGACAGGACUCAACUUUCCAUAUCAAUGGCUGCCUCAGAUUUCAUGUCCUCCACGUCCUCUCCCAACAAUGAAAAAGUAACUCUGUCGCCGCUCAGAUUAUCACGUGAAUUUGACCCCAUACACAUGGGAUUGGGAGUGGGCAGUGUUAUUAAUCAACCAAACCACAGGCAAGCAAAUUGGAUUCCUAUAUCUUGGGAGACUUCCAUGUGUGGUCCUCUUGGUGAAGUAUUGCACAGUACUAACAGCAGCACAGCAGACUUCAAGAACUCAUCAGCACUUGACCUUAUGACAGAGGGCUGGGAUCACAGUCCUCGGUUAGGAUCAUCUCCUACUGGGGUCUUACAAAAGACUACCUUCGGUUCUCUUUCUAAUAGCAGUGCUGGAAGCAGUCCAAGAGCAGAGAAUAACAAGACUCGUGAAGGUACUAGGCUUUGCGAUGACCUCCUGGGUUCAACCCUUGUUCAUUCUUCCUCUUUGCCUGCUGUGUAACCACCUUACCUACCGACAAGUCCCUAGGAUAUGGAAGAAGAAAAAAAAAAUAGAAGCAUGAAUUUUAUCUGUCUGACAAACAUGGAACAACUAGUGAUGAAAGCUUAAAUUAUUAUGUUUCCCUUCAAUUUUUGUAAUUUGUA